Pochonia chlamydosporia 170 is the source of this 1302-nucleotide messenger RNA. RefSeq names its product C-type cyclin. Gene Ontology annotation, biological process: regulation of transcription by RNA polymerase II; positive regulation of DNA-templated transcription, elongation. Gene Ontology annotation, cellular component: nucleus; cyclin/CDK positive transcription elongation factor complex. Gene Ontology annotation, molecular function: cyclin-dependent protein serine/threonine kinase activator activity. The record is from RefSeq and is a predicted model, not a curated record. Bases 1 to 1302 code for a protein of 433 amino acids. The transcript is spliced from 3 exons. NCBI's taxonomy places the organism in Eukaryota, Fungi, Ascomycota, Sordariomycetes, Hypocreales, Clavicipitaceae.
AUGGCACGCCCAGGCACAGAUCCCGCACCGGCUACAGCAAAUGGAGAUUCUCCUGCUCCGAGAAUUGGCCCUCAUCCCGGCUUCAUCUCCAGCUCCAACCAGUACAGCUCCGAAAUCAAGAUACGUCGCAUGCUCAAAGACAAUGGGUGUGAUCCAGCGCGAGAGGAUAACUACCGCCUGCAGGGCGUGCAGCUGAUAGACAACGUGAGGGAGAAUUUGCAACUUCCAGUCCGAACUUUCGACACGGCGUGCAGCUAUUUCCACAAGUUUCGACUGAACUUUCGCGACGCCGAAUACAACUACCAAGACGCAGCGUUGGCGUCAUUAUUCGUCGCCUGCAAGGUCGAGGAUACGAUUAAAAAGUCCAAGGAUAUACUGGUUGCUGCGUACAAUGUCAAGAAUCCAGAAAAGACUGUGGCUCCUGAUGACAAGAUGUUCGAGGGCCCCGGAAAAAUCAUCAUCGGACUAGAACGUCUCAUUCUCGAAACCAUAGGCUUCGACUUCCGAACCCGAUACCCCCAAAAGCUUCUCGUAAAGGUGGUCCGUCGCGCGCUGGGCAAAUCAUCCGCCAACUCGCACGACUUCUUCGCCACCGCAUACGCCAUGUGCAUCGACAUGUACAAGACUUUCAUACCCAUCAAGCGUACCACCUUCUCCAUGGUCAUGGCUGUCGUCGAACUGACGGCUCGCAUGCGCGGCGAGCAUCUCGAGCGGGUACAGGAAUUCGCGGCGAGCAGGAAGCAGUACAGUCGGGAUGCUGCCAUGGAGACGAUGCUAGACCUGCUGGAUUUAUACGUGCAGCAUCACAAGUCGACCAAGAUUGGCGCACAGUUUGACCUCAGCAAAUUCAUCGAUAUCAAAAUCCACCUCAAUAACGAUUUGGAUAGUACGGCCAAACCGCGGUAUUUGUACCACUGCCACAGGUGUGAGGUGGAAGAUCCACAUCCUCUGUCGUCAACCACGGCGUCAGCUACAGACCCGACGACUGCGUCUAAUCCCUGGCCUGCAGAUGCGUCUAUACGACGUACAGCACGCGGACAGGACGGCACAAUGCGGUUUGUGUUUGACCCUGAAGCGGCAAAGGAGGAACAAGAGACGGUUAGUGGGUUCUUUAAGGAAGAAUUCGAGGAGUAUGAAGUGGAAGUUGACGAGCCUGUACCGCCGCCGGAUCGUGACGACGGGGGCCGUGGAAGGGGGGCAUAUCGAGGCGGAUAUCGAGACAGAGGUGAUCACAGACGUGGGGGACCAUAUGGAGGAUAUCGUGGGGAUAGAUAUCAUCGAGGACGAGGAAGAUAUCACUAA